Molecule: messenger RNA, 1484 nt
Organism: Hippopotamus amphibius kiboko
Lineage: Eukaryota; Metazoa; Chordata; Mammalia; Artiodactyla; Hippopotamidae
Gene: SHBG
Product: sex hormone binding globulin
Exons: 9
Coding region: 259-1473 (404 amino acids)
Molecular function (GO): steroid binding
Source: RefSeq, a predicted model, not a curated record
CCCGGAGGCAGGAAGAAUCUCUGCUACCAGACAGUGAUAGAAAGGAUUCUCUCCAAAGCCAUCUGCUCUCAGAGCUGCAGAGAUCGGAGUUGUGACAACGAAAUAGAGAAAGAAGGCCUGGGUGUGCGCCCCGUCUGGAGUUACUGCCUGGGGAAACCAGCCCUCACUUCCUCCCCAGCCUCCGUCAGGACGCAGGCCGCCUGCCCCUACGCAUUCUCCUCGGAGUUGUCUGAGGCGCGGAGAGGACCGCUGCUGAUUAUGGAGAGCGGAGGUCCGCUGGCCACCUGGCGUAGGCUGCUGCUGCUGCUGCUGCUGUUGCUCCUGCCUCCCGGCCAUGAAGGACCAGCCCUGAGACAUAUUCUCCCCACCCAGCAGAGGACUCAGGACCUUCCUGCUCUGCACCUCACCAAUGGCCCGGGACAAGAACCUGUUACUGUCAUGACCUUUAACCUCACCAAGAUGAUAAAAACCUCCUCCUCUUUUGAGUUUCGGACCUGGGAUCCAGAGGGAGUGAUUUUUUAUGGUGAUACCAACCCAAAGGAUGACUGGUUUGUGCUGGGACUUCGGGAUGGCAGGCCUGAGAUCCAGAUUCAUAAUCACUGGGCCCAGCUUACAGUGGGCGCUGGACCCCAGCUGAAUGAUGGGAGGUGGCACCAGAUGGAAGUGAAGAUCCAUGGGGAUUCCGUGCUGCUGGAGGUGGAUGGGGAGGAGGUGCUGCGUCUGAGACAGGUCUCUGGGCCACUGGCCAACAAGCCCCAGCCCAUCAUGAGGAUUGCGCUGGGGGGGCUGCUGUUCCCCGCCUCCAACCUCCGGUUGCCGCUGGUCCCUGCCCUGGAUGGCUGCCUGCGCCGGGAUGACUGGCUGGACCAACAGGCCCAGACCUCAGCAUCUGUCCCCGCUAGUCUCAGAAGCUGUGCUGUAGAGUCUCAACCUGGGAUAUUCUUCCCUCCAGGGACUGGUGCAGAAUUCAGUCUUCAAGACAUUCCCCAGCCUCAUGUAGAGCCCUGGGCCUUCUCCUUGGAUGUGGGACUCCAGCUAGCAGCAGGCUCGGGCCGCUUCCUUUCCCUUGGGAUCCCAGGAAACCCUUCUUGGCUCAGCCUCCACCUCCAAGAUCAAAAGGUGAUGCUGUCUUCUGGGUUGGGGCCAGGGCUGGAUCUGCCCCUCGUUUUGGGGCUCCCUCUUCAGCUGCAGCUAAGUAUGUCCACGGUGGUUUUGAGCCAGGGGGCAAAGAAAGAGAUCCUUGCUCUGCCUCCCACGGGCCCUGGGUCCUUCCUCAACCUCUGGGCCCAGCCACAGGGGCAUCUCUUCCUGGGGGCUUUACCAGGAGAGGCCUCUUCUGCCUCCUUUUGCUUGGAUGGCCUUUGGGCACAAGGCCAAGGGCUGGACAUGGACCGGGCCCUGAGCAGAAGCCAGGACAUCUGGACUCACAGCUGUCCCCAGAGCCCAGGCAAUGGCACUGAUACUACGCAUUAAAUCCCCAUCUA